Messenger RNA from Lemur catta (Ring-tailed lemur), 2075 nucleotides. RefSeq names its product somatostatin receptor 2 (gene SSTR2). The coding region runs from base 332 to 1441 and encodes 369 amino acids. The record is from RefSeq and is a predicted model, not a curated record. Gene Ontology annotation, cellular component: neuron projection; membrane. Gene Ontology annotation, biological process: neuropeptide signaling pathway; cellular response to glucocorticoid stimulus; cellular response to estradiol stimulus. Lineage: Eukaryota; Metazoa; Chordata; Mammalia; Primates; Lemuridae. Gene Ontology annotation, molecular function: somatostatin receptor activity; neuropeptide binding. The transcript has 2 exons.
UGCGCGCGCACGCGUUCGCAAGGCCACCCGCGCCCAGAGCCCCGUUUGGCCGCUCGGCGCCGGCGCCGGGGCUCUGCGGGCGAGGGGCUGGCAGGAGCCGGCAAAAGGGGGCUGAGAAGCCGGGAGCCCCGAGCGCCAGGCGACGGCCAAGCUGCUGCGCGCCCGAGUGCCCAGCUGGGUCAGGGACAGCCGCUGGGUGCCGGGGAGCCGAGCUCGCAGAUUGCAGUGGAAAAGCUAAGAUGUCACAGUGGAUCCUUGGCCUCCAGGGCCCAUUAAAAUGAGAGUAAGAUCUCUGGGCUGGCUGGAACUAGCCUAAGACUGAAAAGCAGCCAUGGAUAUGGCCGAUGAGCUACUCAAUGGGAGCCACGCAUGGCUGUCCCCUCCACUGGACUUCAAUGGCUCGGUGGUGGCAGCCAACAGUUCAAACCAGACAGAGCCGUACUAUGACCUGACAAGCAACGCGGUCCUCACCUUCAUAUAUUUUGUGGUCUGCAUCAUUGGGUUGUGUGGCAACACGCUUGUCAUUUACGUCAUCCUCCGCUAUGCCAAGAUGAAGACCAUCACCAACAUUUACAUCCUCAACCUGGCCAUUGCAGAUGAGCUCUUUAUGCUGGGUCUGCCCUUCUUGGCUAUGCAGGUGGCUCUGGUCCACUGGCCCUUUGGCAAGGCCAUCUGCCGGGUGGUCAUGACUGUGGAUGGCAUCAAUCAGUUCACCAGCAUCUUCUGCUUGACGGUCAUGAGCAUCGACCGGUACCUGGCAGUGGUUCACCCCAUCAAGUCAGCCAAGUGGAGGAGACCCCGGACAGCCAAGAUGGUCAACGUGGCUGUGUGGGGGGUCUCUCUGCUAGUCAUCUUGCCCAUCAUGAUAUAUGCCGGGCUUCGGAGCAACCAGUGGGGGAGAAGCAGCUGCACCAUCAACUGGCCAGGUGAAUCUGGGGCAUGGUACACAGGGUUCAUUAUCUAUGCUUUCAUCUUGGGGUUCCUGGUACCCCUCACCAUCAUCUGUCUUUGCUACCUGUUCAUCAUCAUCAAGGUGAAGUCCUCUGGAAUCCGAGUGGGUUCCUCCAAGAGGAAAAAGUCUGAGAAGAAGGUCACCCGAAUGGUGUCCAUCGUGGUGGCUGUCUUCAUUUUCUGCUGGCUCCCCUUCUACAUAUUCAACGUGUCCUCCGUCUCCGUGGCCAUCAGUCCCACCCCAGCCCUCAAAGGCAUGUUUGACUUUGUGGUGGUCCUCACCUAUGCUAACAGCUGUGCCAACCCUAUCCUGUACGCCUUCUUGUCUGACAACUUCAAGAAGAGCUUCCAGAAUGUCCUCUGCUUGGUCAAGGUGAGCGGCACAGAGGAUGGGGAACGGAGUGACAGCAAGCAGGACAAAUCCCGGCUGAAUGAGACCACGGAGACCCAGAGGACCCUCCUCAAUGGAGACCUCCAGACCAGCAUCUGAACUGCCUGGGGAGAAACAAGAGCCCAGCCAAGUUCUGCGCACUGGCCGCGGCUCCCCCUCCAGACCCCACGGCACCCCCUUCCUUCCUCCCGCCUGUCACACCUGGCUUCUAGAAUAGGGAUUGCUCAGCAUGAGUCCCAUGCAGAGAACUGUGUUUGAGGCGGCUUGCCUGAUUGAGUGACAAUGUGUUAAACUGUUUACCACCCCCUUAAAGUGAACAUUUAAAUGCAGGAAGACAAUUCCAAGUCUGGAGAAGAGGAGGCCAUGCCUGGGUGUGAUCUUUAAAAACGCUGAUGCUCAACAGAAAUAGGAAAAAUAUUUCUGUGUGUUUGUGUGUUUAAAACCCAAUGUGUAAUCUUGUGUUCUUAUAUUUAUACCUGUAUAUUCCUAUUUAGUCUCUGUAUAGCCAUUGCCUACGUUCCUGUGUUCACGUACACACAUAGCAAAUUCAAAUGUGCAUAGUAUAGGUGGAUGUGUACCAUAAUAUAGGACCCACAGAAAUGGACUGGCCACGAAGUCAAUGAAGUUUAAGCUCCAGGGAUUUCUCUUGCAUGAGCCUUUCCAAGGCCCAGGAGGAACCUGGGCAGUAUGUUCACAUGGUCAUAUGUUUUUGUAAAAAAUUGUAAAAGUAAGA